AAUCAGUUUGAAUCAGUCGGAGCUGGCUAGUUUGUGUGAUCAUAACUAAUCGAUAUGUUGAUAGCGGUAGUCCUAUUUGUAGCGUUGUUUCUGGAUCAAAAUGUAGCGCAAAAUCCAUGUGUGGUUAAAUUUGACUCCACCAGCUAUGGAGUGGGAGUUUCUAAUGAGACCUUCACGAAGGUCCCGUAUUGUGUCUAUUUAGGCGUUCGCUAUGCGGAAGCCCCCAUAGGAUCACUAAGAUUUAAGAACCCGAUCCUCCACAACACAACGGGUCCGCAGAACUUCACAAAGCCAGGAAAUAUGUGUCCACAAAGAAUCGACAUGAACAAAGCAGUGGACAUAAUCGGGGAAGAGGACUGCCUGUUUUUGAAUAUCUACUCACCGUUUGUCGCCGGGAAUGGAAGCAGUGGUGACGUAAAAUAUCCGGUUUUGGUGUUUGUUCACGGUGGAACUUUUAUGGCAGGAUCUGCUCUCACGGACGUUGAGUACGGAGUCGAUCUACUGAUAGAUAGCGGUGUUUUGAUAGUCAGCAUCAAUUAUCGGCUCUACACGUUAGGAUUCCUUCGAUAUCCCGCACUGAACAUCACCGGAAACUUCGGGUUGAAAGAUCAGAGGACAGCUUUGCAGUGGAUUCAAAAAAACAUCAAAUUAUUUGGUGGUGAUCCCAAGCGGGUUACUCUGAUGGGUCAAAGCGCUGGCGCCGGUUCUGUUACCCUGCACCAGUACGCUGAGAGUACUCAGGGACUCUUUCAUCAAAUAAUUGCUCUGGGAGGUUCCAUGAUAGCACCAUGGGCAAUCUACCGCCAUCCGAAAACACUUGCUGAUGAGCUAUCGUCGAGAUUCAAUGUAACCACAAUUGAACAGCUUCAAGCGAUGAACUUCAAACAGUUCAUGUUCACGGAUGGAUUCGACACGUUCGGAUUUUUCAACAUGUUCUAUCCGGGUUUCAUUCCAACGGUGGAGACUGAUGACGACCCGGAACCAUUCAUAACUACCUCACCCCAUGCGUUAGUUCUAACCAAACCAAUCAACGAAGUUCCCAUCAUGAUCGAACACACGGCCACGGAGUUUGAGCUUCUUCUGCACUACGCCGACUUUUACUUUAUGGGAAACAAUUUUCCCAACAACGAUAACAAAGAACAGCUCAAAAACGUCACAAAACUGUUAAUAACUAAAGUUAGAACCUUGAGGGAUCCUAAUUUCUUCCGCAAGCUAGCAAACAUGGCCAACUUGAUUUACCCUAUCAAGCGCUUGCUGAGACACUUAGCGGAGCAGCUGGAUACGACUCCAGUCUAUUAUCUUCGGUUUGAGUUCGACGGUCGCUUCGGUUACUACAAGAACGAAUACUACAAGAACAAAACCAGUGGCAGUCGUUACGGAGCGGUUCACGGUGACGAUCUGGGCUAUAUUUUCUCUCCGUACAUUUUGAAGGAUGCCCUAGCCAAUAGGAGCGAGUAUCGGACGGAAUGGAAAGUGCACGAAAGAACGGUUGAGUUGGUAGCGAAUUUCGUGAAAUAUGGAAAUCCCACUCCGAAAAAGAGCAAACUCUCCAACAUACUGUGGCCUGCGUACAACGAGAAUUUCACUCAUCCGCAGUUUUUGAACAUUGAUGAAUCGUUUGAGGUACGAACGGAUAACAACACAGAGGAUGCGUUCUUUCAAUUCUGGGAGCUAAUUUAUCAGUGUUUGUAUUACUAUGAGUGCGACUUGGAGGAACUUGAGGUGGAAAAAGCCAACGUUUCAAAGUUCGAUGUCACCCAGCGACCGAUAGAUAUAACGACGACCGAUGUUAGUGACAACAUUUUAGUAGAUUUUGAGUAAGUAGUGUUAGAAAUGUAUUCCCUGAAAAUCUACUCAUUAGUAAUUAAAGUUUUUAAAGGGUAGUUUGACUGUUAAAAAUAUUCAAAUAGUUUGAGUUAGUGAGUGCUUGCUAGAAAAAUUCGUGUUCACUAGAUAAGAAUUUAUUAUUAAACUAUUUUAAAAAUACUUCAUAUAUCAUGUUCGCUUUUUACUUUUCUAAUAAAAAAGCCAACGCAAUAACUCAAAAAG
This is a messenger RNA of Topomyia yanbarensis, 2049 nucleotides long. Its product is annotated as esterase E4-like. The coding region runs from base 55 to 1821 and encodes 588 amino acids. The transcript has 4 exons. Lineage: Eukaryota; Metazoa; Arthropoda; Insecta; Diptera; Culicidae. The record is from RefSeq and is a predicted model, not a curated record.